GAGACUGCCAGAGAUUUAUAUACAAGAGGCGCUAUAGAGUAAUUCUGGCUUGUAGAAAUAUGGAAAAGACAAAUGAAGCAGUUGAAGAUAUAAAGAGCAACCCACCUUCAUGGAUGAAAAAGGAUAAAUAUAAAAAUAAUGUGGGUGAGCUUGCGAUUUAUUUUCUGGAUCUACGCAGUUUUAAAAGCGUGAAAGAUUGUGCUAAGAAUUUGCUGACAAACGAAGCAGCUAUUGACAUACUCAUAAAUAAUGCCGGUAUGGCUGCUGCGUCUCCGUACGAGAAGACAGAGGAUGGAAUUGAGACGACAUUACAAGUCAACCAUCUUGGCCAUUUUCUUUUGACACUUUUGUUACUACCAAAAAUGCAAUCGUCUUCUCCCAGUUGCAGAAUAAUCAAUGUCUCAUCAAUUGCAUAUAUUUUUGCUGACAUAGAUUUCGAUGACAUUAAUCUGGAGAGAUCUUAUGCACUAUUUAAAAGUUAUGCACGAAGCAAACUAGCAAACAUUC
This is a messenger RNA of Temnothorax curvispinosus, 507 nucleotides long. RefSeq names its product retinol dehydrogenase 14-like. Lineage: Eukaryota; Metazoa; Arthropoda; Insecta; Hymenoptera; Formicidae. The transcript is spliced from 4 exons. The annotation marks the transcript as partial. The record is from RefSeq and is a predicted model, not a curated record.